Molecule: messenger RNA, 1641 nt
Organism: Cylindrotheca closterium
Lineage: Eukaryota; Bacillariophyta; Bacillariophyceae; Bacillariales; Bacillariaceae
Source: the annotation of a GenBank genome assembly
AUGGCGGAUGCCUUCAACGACACCCAACUCCGCACGUUGGCCAUCAUUCCACACAUUACCGGAAUCAUCUCAACGAUUGCGUCUUGUUAUGUGCUCCAGGACAUUCUCCGAGACCCCAAGAAACGAACGCGGACCUAUUGCCGACUCGUCUUUGGAAUGGCCGCCAUUGAUUUCCUCACGUCCCUCAUGUACGCCUUUUCGACGUUGCCCAUGGAACGAGACGAAGCACCCUAUGGAGUCUAUGCCUUGGGGAAUCAUGCCACGUGUUCCACCCAAGCCUUUUUGAUUCAGAUGGAAAUUGCCUCUCCGAUCUAUCACUUUUAUUUGGCAUGGUAUUACCUGUUGAUUCUCAAAUAUCGAUGGCCCGAACGGAAAUUCCGAGGAUACGAAAAGUAUCUCCACGGAUUUGCCUUGGUGUUUGCCUUGGCGACGUCGAUUAUACUGCUGCCGCUGGGCGUGUAUGGAGAAUUCUUUGUCUGGUGCUGGAUUACCAACGUGGAAGGCAAUGGAUAUUAUCAAUGGUUCUUUUUCUUUGGUCCACUUUGGUUCAUCAUUCUGGCCUCCUCCGUCGUCAUGUACCAAAUGUGCGUGCACGUCAAGGCCGAAGAAACCGUCUCCCGCAGGUGGCGGAACAGCAUUGUCGAUACGAGCAAAUUGGGAGAAAAGAAACUCAAGAAAAUGACGAGUCGAGUGUUCUGGCAAGCCAUGCAUUACGAGUUGGCCUUUUAUGCGACGUGGACCAUUCCUACCAUCUCACAGACCCUCUUGCAAUUGGCCAAUGUCAAACCUUCCUUUGGGAUGCAAUUGGCCAAUGCUAUUUUUACACCCUUGGCUGGCUUUUUCAAUUUUACCAUUUACGUUCGACCCCGAUACAUCAAGUACAUGGAAGACAACAAAAAGGAAAUGUGGUGGUAUAUCUUGUGGAAGGCUAUCAAACAUUCGGUACCAUCCCGAAAGAUGAAGGUCGAAAUUGUAUCCGUCAACUUUGACGAUGACGACGACGACGAAAAUGAAGAUUUUGAUCCCACCAAUCGAAAGGACGACGACAAUGACCUUGGCGGCGGGAACCAUACAAAUCGUAUUGAUGACGAUGAUGAUGUCAUUUGCGGCAACGACGAGAACGAAACUGAAAACAACAACAAGAAGAGAAAAGGAAGGAAGAACAACCAGCUCCCAACACCUGAUACAAAAGCAUACGGUAUAGACAUGUCAGGGUCCAUACGAGAGCAAAGCAUAAACCAUGAAGAAUUGAAACACAAAAAGGAAGAACGCAAGACGGAAGAAGGAGAACCAGAUUAUGGAUACGAAGAUCCGGAUGCUCCUAGCUCAAUAAUAAAUAUGCAUCCAAGCGGAAGUAUGCGACGGCAGAAUAGUCAUUCCAUUAUGGUCAUGGAUUAUGAAGAAGACGAUGUGGGUGUGAUGGAUCCAGCCUUGGCCUUGGAACGAUUGUUCAAUGUGGACACGAAAUUGAAAAUGAUGUCGCUGCCGAAAAAGGGCGGAAAGAAGGUUUACAAGUUGGUCAAAAAGGUCAACAAGGGAGUGAAAAAGAGACGGCGAAGUCUCAUGGGAAGCGUGAGUAGUUUGCUGGGUCUGGAAAAUCCUCCGUCUGGUUCUCUCAAAGGAGACGACAAUGGGCCGUAA